This is a messenger RNA of Cheilinus undulatus (humphead wrasse), 4048 nucleotides long. RefSeq names its product ankyrin repeat domain 33Aa (gene ankrd33aa). Lineage: Eukaryota; Metazoa; Chordata; Actinopteri; Labriformes; Labridae. Bases 1445 to 2788 code for a protein of 447 amino acids. The record is from RefSeq and is a predicted model, not a curated record. Gene Ontology annotation, molecular function: protein binding. The transcript is spliced from 5 exons.
UAUGGAUAUGUGUUCAACUGUGAAUUAGUAUUGCUGAUAUUUGUUGUUUCUAUCUACUGAAACUCCUGUCUGCAUAACAAAUGUACCUUUCUAGGUUCUAAUACAACUACCUUGAGUUUUAAGGUGUUGCUAACAUAUGUCAAUGAAAUAGCUCAAUAAGAAAUGCUAAUUUUAAUCAUAAACUCUCUGAACAUUCUAUUAAUAGUCUCUUCUGAGCAUUGCAUCACCCAGUUUGAUCACAUGGGGGCAGUCUGCCUCACUUUAACACAAAGAAACUGUUGCAUAACACAUGGUACCUCCACAUGCACGAAGUCAGAUUGGCCUAACUCCAGCUGAAUAUCAGGGUUAAUCUGUUUACAUGCACCUUUGAUACCACGUGAAUGGGUCUGGGGUGCUAUUAAUAAACAUGUUAACAAAAUACUCCUGCACACAUAUGGGAGCCUUCAAGACAUAAAGCUUGUAGUUACGAAAUAGGGUUUACAAUGAAAUUAAAGUACUAAAAGUUUUAUUCAAGCAUCUUAAACUGGUUUCUAAAUAAUGUAGCAAAGUUUAUUGUGGAAAAAAAAUCCUGCUGAAUAUGUUCUGCAGAUUUUUUUGAGAAAAGCAGGAAAACUUUGAGCAUUGUCUUGUGGGCUUUUGAUUUGAUCGUGCAGAUUUUGCAGAUUAGUGGCUUCCUUGAACAUCUAACGCAGAAGCUUUGUAGUGAGUUAUGUUUAGCAUUUGUGCCCAAACAUCACAAAUCACCCAUGUGUUUCCAUGCAUGUCUGUGUGUGUCAUCCCCGUCACGAGAAUAAUUAUAUCCACAGCCCCCUGGCUCGGAGUAACAGCAGGGUUAGUUUGUUGUCCUAGCAAAUGGAUUUCCAUGGGAAAACAGACCCCAAGUCGCUGUCUCCCAUCACAGACACACUGAAAUUAUUUCAGGCAGGGGGUCCUCGGCACUGCUCCACAUUUAGGAGCCACAGCCUGUGUGAUUCACUUAGUUGGAGAGGUUUUUUUUCUGACACAACAGACGGGCAGCAGAGAGCUGUGGAUGGCCGGAUUCUCAGAGAGAGAGAGAUGAGAAAGAGAGAGCAGACUAACUCAACCGACUGUAAGAGGAGCAAGGUUGGCUGCUGUCUGUUUCUUUCUCUUAAUCCUUAAAUCUUCUAUAAUCAGGAUGAGAGGAGCGAGAGCAUGUUGCCUGACUUAGGACAUCAUAGUCUAUGUUGGGACCUGGAUGGAUUGCUGCAACCUAACUGGCCAGAUGGAGAGAUGGAGGGAGGGGGGAAGGAAUUCAGCUGGUGUCACUUUGGGAAACUUAAAGUUACUAGUUUCCAACAAGAGCCAACAGGAAGAGUGGAAGUCCAAUAUGAGGAUGGUUUAACCCCAAGACCAAAAGAGGAGGACUAACUCUUGACUGGACUGUUUAAGGAUGUGGGUGUGAUCCCAGGCAGAAGGGGGUCCAAUGGCCACUGCAAAUUACGACCCCCACCUGGGUGAAGGCCCGUCCGAGGACUCAGAGAUCCUCCUGGAUGAUUCUGACUCAGGGAGCGUCCUUUCUGAUGACUCAGUGCUUCCUGAAUAUGAAACCGAUGAAAAGCAUACAGAGCCGCCGAAAACACUCUACGAGGCUUGUGCAAGGAACGCCAGCGUAUCCCUACAAAGGAUCCUUGAGAGAGGAGUCACCAAGGAAGAGGCAACAGAGCUGGACAUCAACGGCAGGAAUGGUCUGAUGCUGGCUGUAGCUAAGGGCUUUGUAGACAUUGUCACACAGCUGCACGUGUGUCCAUACAUUGACAUCAACCACCAAGACAAUGAUGGCAACACUGCCCUUAUGAUUGCUGCCCAGGCAGGCUUCAUCACCAUUCUGAACUUCAUCCUUAACUAUUUUGCUGGUGUGGACACUGAGGUCAGGGAUCCACGUGGCUUCACAGCUCUCAUCAAGGCAGGCCUACAGGGCAGAGAAGAGUGUGUGGCGGCCCUGCUAAUGCAUGGUGCUGAUGUGAAUGCAAUGGACCUUGUUCAAGGCAGAGGUCUGAAGGAUUGGGUCUUAAGGACAGGAAGGUUUGAGACUUUUGUGCGACUGCGGCGCCUUCAGGCUCACCCAGUCGCUGAGCAGUUCUGUGAGCAAUAUUUUCCAGAGUGGCCUGAGCUGAAGCAACUGGUAGCAAAGGCUACAGCUACCAAAUCUGCCAGUCAGAAGCUGAGACAGCGCAUUAAAGACAGCCUUACUUUUAAUUUCCCUCAUGACCCCGAGGACAACGGGGUGUUUGACCACAUGGUACGGAUGACCACCAGCAUCCACAGCCCCCUAGUGUCCACUGGUUGCCGUCCCCUCUGUCCCGCCAGUCCCCCAGAGAUUGGCAAGCGCCGGUAUGCCAUCCCUGAACUGGUUGAAAAGUACAGCAUCAAGGAUUUAGAGGAGGGUACAGUGUCCCACAGUAAAGGCUCAAUCACCUCUGCUUCUCCUACUGCUGUUUCAGCCGCCUCUGUGUCUCUGACCUCCUGCUGCCAGGACUCAGAGCGCAGGGAGAGUGUGCCAGCAGGCGGCAUGAGAAGCUACAUUCCCCGCAACAUGGCGCACAGGAACAGCAUCUUCCCCUCCGGCUGUAUUCCUAAGAUUGAAGUGACAAAAUCUGGAGAGCCUACUCCAAAGAAAGAGAAGAAGAAAAAGAGGCAGAGGGGCUACCUGGAGCCUCCUGUGUGGAAGUACAAGGAGGCCAAGGAGGAGAAAAAGAGGGAGAAGAAGCAGCAGCAGGAAAAGGAAAAAGAGGAGAAAAAAUCUAAGGGGUCUAAAAGCUCAAAAUGAGGCGUUAUCUUCUCUCUCCUCAGGGAAUUUCACUGUGAUAAUGUCAUGCAUGGGAGAUGUGUUUAUGAUUGCAGACACUGUGGUUCCAGUUCUCACAGAAGUAAAAAGGAGCAGGGCAAAGCUUCUGAGAUGAGCAAAUCUAAACCUACUGAUGGAUUUGAACUUUGGCUUGGGCUGAACAUGAGAACAUGGGAGAAGUGUAGCGACUUCAAGGCUGAAACGAUGUAAACCAAAUGCUCUCUGUCUCUGAGCUGCACAAUGACAAUUUACAUAGACAUUACAUUGACCUGAUGUCUGAUCUACACUAAUAUUUCAGUUUGAAAAAAAAAAAAACUGAACAUUAAUGAGACUUACUCUUCUGUGAAUGAUUCCAAGUAGGGUGACAUCUUGUUAUUCAACUUCAAGAUAGCCAAAGCAAUAGCAAAUACUGUGUAUUUUAGUUACCAAAAGAAUGCAUGUGUCAUAUUGAAUGGAGGAAAACUGUCUAAACUAUCAACUUUGUGUUUGUUUGUUUAUAAGAAAUGCUUUAGGAGACACUGGAGACUAACCAACCUCAUAAGACUCUUGAACUCUUUAAAACGGGAGCAGCUGCAGAGUUGAUAUUGUUUUCUGACUGAUCGACUAAAACCACUGAGCUAAACAUCCAAGCUGCUAUUUUAUUUCAGUUAUUAUUUACUCUCAAAACCUACAGUCCUCCAAACACUAAGAGCCCAGCAAAGCUGAAGCUACUUUUAAGUUUACAUCUCUUACCAGAGUCUAAAAAAAAAAAUCGUUUGGUCAAUUUUAUAAUAUUUCAAGGCGAGUUUUAUGUAGCACUUUUCAUUCUUCUUUAAAGGUUAUCCAGUCACUGUUAAAUAAUCUUUAGCAUCCUUGGAGGCAUGUCUCUUCAGAUAAAAUUGUUUCGCCAUGACACGUGAAUGUUUGCAUUGAAGACAUAGAAAAGGGGCCUGAUUCAUACCCUGAAACAUUUUUUCUGAUGGUGAUAAAGACUCCCCACAAGUCGUUCGUCUAUGGGUGCUAUGUCCAAUGCAUGAUGGGCUGCUACUACAGCAUGUCAACUGCUGUUUUCAUUCCUUACAAAACUACAGCAGAUCUCUGUAGAGCUAUGCACAGACAGGUAAUACUUGUCUACCAUGUUACUCAGGGAGUCUUCUCUCAAUAAUGUUGGGUGUUAUGCCCUAAAAACAGAACACUACUCUAAUUAGAAAAAUAUGCAUUACCGUCUUCUAUGUAUCUAGAUACUAUGUAUUCAAUGACCUG